UAUUUACCUGUGACCGGGAAUUAUGGUCCUGUUAUUAUAAAUAAAUACUGAUAUUUUGAAUAUUUCAAUGACUGUUAAAAAUAUAUAAGUAUGGCGGAAAGCACCGUUAAAUAUUCUACUGACAACUCGUCGGAGUUAGAGGAAAAACAAAGGAUAAUCGAUGGAAAUCCUUUUUGUUACUUAAAAAUUAAUGAUACGAGGGAACUAAACUUGGUCGAAUCUAGAAGAAAGUGUGAUUUAUGUCAAAAAUCACGGAAAUUUUUCUGUUACACCUGUUAUCAUCCUGUUCUUUCAUGCAAAUAUUAUCCACGAGUUAAGUUGCCAAUUAAAAUCGACAUCAUUAAGCAUCCUCGCGAAAUACCUGGCAAAAGCACAGCUAUCCAUGCUGCGAUAAUUGCACCGGCGGAUGUAAAAAUCUAUACAUAUCCAGAUUUUCCAGAAAUACCGAAUAAAGAGGAAACUGUUUUAGUUUUUCCUGGCAAAGAUAGUACAAAGAAUAUAAGUGUUAAGGAUCUUUUUAUAAGAAAAGAAGGAAAAGAUGCUUCAGGGGAAAGAACAGAGACUUAUCUUUUAUGGCCCAUAAAAAAGGCUAUUUUCAUAGAUAGUACAUGGCACCAGACUAAAUCAAUAUAUAAAGACCAAAGAUUGAGAGAGCUACGUUGUGUGGUAUUAAAAUCAAGGAUUUCUCAAUUUUGGCGUCAUCAAAAGGACAGUCCCAGAUGGUAUUUAGCAACAAUUGAAUCAAUUCAUCAAUUUCUAGUGGAAUUACACACAUGUGCUAUUGGAAUGGAUGAGGAUUAUGAAGAGAUUAUAAAAAGAUAUCUAGAUGUAAAUGAUAUUAUAAAGAAUACAGAUUACAUACAUCCAUACUCUGAAAUUAAUAGUGAAGAACUAAUGCAGAAAUACAAUGGACAGUAUGAUAAUCUUUUAUACUUUUUUAAAUACAUGUUUGAACACAUUCAUUCCAUAUAUAAUCGUAAUCAAUUAAAGGCUUAUAAGAGGCCACUCACAUAA
Molecule: messenger RNA, 1014 nt
Organism: Trachymyrmex septentrionalis
Lineage: Eukaryota; Metazoa; Arthropoda; Insecta; Hymenoptera; Formicidae
Product: DTW domain-containing protein 1
Exons: 4
Coding region: 91-1014 (307 amino acids)
Biological process (GO): tRNA modification
Cellular component (GO): nucleus
Molecular function (GO): tRNA-uridine aminocarboxypropyltransferase activity
Source: RefSeq, a predicted model, not a curated record